AUGGUUGCCACUGUUGCCUCUAAGGAAGAAUUUCAAUCUGCUUUGCAGCACUCCGGUUUGGUCGUUGUCGACUUUUUCGCCACCUGGUGCGGUCCUUGUAAGAUGAUUGCUCCAUUGUUGGACAAGUUCUCCAACGAAUACUCGAGUGCCAAGUUCAUUAAGGUCGACGUCGAUGAGUUGAGCGAAGUCGCCCAAGAAUACGAAGUGUCGUCAAUGCCAACCAUCCUUUUCUUCAAGGACGGCAAGGUUGUCGAAAAGGUUGUUGGUGCUAACCCAGCUGCCUUGAAGCAAGCUUUGGGUAACCACGCUUAA
Molecule: messenger RNA, 312 nt
Organism: Clavispora lusitaniae ATCC 42720
Lineage: Eukaryota; Fungi; Ascomycota; Pichiomycetes; Serinales; Metschnikowiaceae
Gene: TRX1
Product: thioredoxin
Cellular component (GO): cytosol
Molecular function (GO): protein-disulfide reductase activity
Source: RefSeq, a predicted model, not a curated record